This is a messenger RNA of Vespa crabro (European hornet), 2010 nucleotides long. Its product is annotated as zinc finger protein 33B-like. Bases 723 to 1685 code for a protein of 320 amino acids. The transcript is spliced from 6 exons. The record is from RefSeq and is a predicted model, not a curated record. Gene Ontology annotation, biological process: regulation of transcription by RNA polymerase II. Gene Ontology annotation, molecular function: RNA polymerase II transcription regulatory region sequence-specific DNA binding; DNA-binding transcription factor activity, RNA polymerase II-specific. Gene Ontology annotation, cellular component: nucleus. NCBI's taxonomy places the organism in Eukaryota, Metazoa, Arthropoda, Insecta, Hymenoptera, Vespidae.
GGAAAUGUUAAAUUUUAUUUCUCGUCAAGUGAAAUUAUUUAAGAUAUAUAAUUAUAUAUUUAUAUAAUAUUAUUUUAUAUAUUUCUUUUUGUUUUUUGUUUAUAUAAUUGGCAAAUAUUUUAUAAGCAGGAGGAAAGAUCUGGUCGAAAAAAGUUUAACUUUAUAUAAUAUUGUUGAAUAUAAUUUUAUUUAUAGGUUUUUCAUUGUAACACAUGUAUAUUGCUUUGAAUUAUUAAUGUUAUUUGAAGUUUAUAUGUACCUUCAAAAAAAAAAAAAGAUAAAGAAAUAUAUAUAUAUAUAUACACACACAUAUAUAUAUGCAUAUAUAUAUAUAUAUAUAUAUAUAAACAUAUACAUUUACAUGAAUUUUAUAGGUUUGUAAGUAUUUAAUUUUUUAUUCUAUUGUGUGGGAAAUUUUUGUAUUCCUUUUAGAUAGAUGGCGCGACUUUCAAGAUAAUUAAAAUGGCUGAAAAUUGAUUUUUCUCUACAACGUAAAUUCUUAGAAAAUAUUUUAUUUAUUACGUGCAAAAAUAUUUUGGAGAGUUCAUUUAUAUAACAGCGAGAAAAAAAAGAAGUAAAUAUUCUCCAAGAAAUUUCUAAAGUGGUUUAAUUUUUUAUUCAACGUAUAUACACAGAAAUGCAGAAGGCAUAAUCGUAUCGUUUCGCAUCGUUACAAUUGAAGUAGUUCCGAUGUUCUUUUUAGAACAAAAAUUCGCGCCCAAAUGAGUGCUAAGGGGCAGCAUAAGUGUGUUCUCUGUGAUUCAAAAUUAGAUUCCAAAGAAGGAUUACAGGAACAUUUUAGAAAACAUGCAAAUAAAGAAAUAGAUACUCGUGGACGUCCUGUUAGAAAUAAUAAAAAUGGAGAUACCAAGUGUGAUAUGUGCGGACAAUCAUUUGACAGCGUAACUGCAACGAUCAGACAUAGGUUUAAAGUCCAUUCGAAUUCACCAACAAAAUUCUAUUGUCACUAUUGUGGCAUGCAAUUUCCAUUAAAAACUCAUAGAGAUAAUCAUCAGGCAUCGCAUGAUUCCAUCGAAAGAGAAAAUAAAGAUGAGCAUAAAAAGUGUGAGGAUUGCGACGUGAUAUUUUAUAAUAAAAAAGCUUUGGACUAUCAUUAUCGUUCCAUACAUAAAAGGAUGGUGCAUUUAUUUCAACCAAUUGCUACACCACCACCAAGCAAUAAAAUUAAAGUCAAUUCGAUGAAUGAUGCUUUGAGUGUUUAUUAUUGUCAUUUGUGUGGCGUAGAGUAUGUUAUAAAAUUUAAUUUACAACAACAUUUGGAACGAGCUCAUACUCAAGAAGAAAGAGAGGCAGUACCAGAAGAUCUCAUUAAGUGUACAGUUUGUGCUGCAUUAUUUUGUAGUAAAAAAGCAUAUGACGUUCACAAUAGUUAUCAUCAACCGAAUGAUUUAUAUGUAACAUCGGAAGAACAGAGACUACAGACUGUUACAAAAAUUGAUCAAGAUUUUGAUAUUAGAAGGGUCGAAGCAGUAGCUAAUAGAUAUGUUCCCAAAACUAAUAUAUCAAAGAGGCCAGCAAAACAUUGGGCGAAGCAAGAAAAAAUACAAAGGCUAAACAAAUCUAAAAGAGAAGAAUAUUUAUCAUCCCAUAAUGAUCUCGCCGGUGCUAAUGAUUCAAGCGAUUCUGAAAGUGAUCUACCAUUAAAACAAAGACUUUCUAGCUAACAGAGGUCUUCCUCUACUUUUAAAGUCCCUUUAUUAUUUAGAAAUAUUUGCAAAUAUUGAAUUUUUAUUAACAAUCAUUGCAGUCCACCAUUUAUAUUAUAUUUAUGUAGGUAUAACUUUAUUCUCGUUAAUUUCUAUUAUUGAAAAUUUCUUUGUGUAUGUAAAUACAUGUGUAGAUAAUAAUCAUUAUCAUAAUAUAAUACGUCAUAUUUUAUUUAUAUUAAUAUAUAACAUUAAAAUCGUACUUUUCGAUAAUAGCGUCCAUAUUGUAAAUAAUAACGAAUGUUUUAAUCAUAUUGAUCGCUCUUUCACUCAUUUUUUAAUA